Messenger RNA from Aspergillus homomorphus CBS 101889, 1246 nucleotides. RefSeq names its product SDR family oxidoreductase. The coding region runs from base 35 to 1246 and encodes 403 amino acids. The record is from RefSeq and is a predicted model, not a curated record. The transcript is spliced from 4 exons. NCBI's taxonomy places the organism in Eukaryota, Fungi, Ascomycota, Eurotiomycetes, Eurotiales, Aspergillaceae.
CUUGUUUAAAGCAAAGCAAGACACAACGAUCGCAAUGGCGCACUCGAAGAAGAAUGUCGCAUUGAUCUUCGGUGCCAGCGGAAUCUCCGGCUGGGCUGUCACCAAAUGCGCUCUUGAAUACCCCACGCCCACCACCUUUGAUCGAGUAAUCGGCUUGACAAACAAACUGUUGCCUUUAGAAAAGAGUGGCUUGCCCCCUGACCCGCGACUGGAGUUGCAUUGCGGAAUUGACCUGAAGAGGGAUCUGGAUGUGGUACUCUCCCAGUUUCAAGAGAAGGUUCCAAACCUGGAAGAUGUGACCCAUGUGUACUAUCUCGCAUAUUCCAAUCCAACUGCAUACUCCGUGGAUGUGAUGGCGAUCAGGGACAUCAACGUGCGAAUGACCUAUAACGCCGUGCACGCGGUCGACCGACUGUGCAAGAAUCUGAAGUUCUUCGUGUUACAAACUGGAACUAAUAACUAUGGCGUCGCUGUGUUUCGCUUUCAAGAACACAUUGAAAUCAAUCCCCCCUUGCGCGAGGACAACCCGCGCAUCCCGUCACCGUGGGGAGACGAGAUCUUUUACUAUGCGCAGGUCGACCUGAUCCGGGAGGCCAAUGUGGGUAAGUCUUGGAAAUGGUGCGAGGUCCGACCAGAUCAGAUUGUCGGGCACGUUCCCCUUCCCACAAGCAUGACAUACGUCGAGCCUCUGGCACUUUACUUGAUGUUGUAUCGCUAUGUGUAUGGCGCCGGUGCCACUGCUGUUUUCCCCGGACCCUACACCAACUACAUCCACACACAUACACCGUCCUCACAAGAUAUCAUCGCUCGCUCAGAGCUCUACCUUUCUAUCGAGAAACCGGACGACGCACACGGAGAGGCAUUCAACACAGCCGACAACGCCACUCCCGCCUCAUGGAGCCUCGUAUGGCCGAAAAUGUGCGAAUACUUUGGCCUCAAUGCUGAAGGCGCAAGCCCCGAGGACAAGGGGUGGAAGGACAUCGACAAGUGGUGGCUCGCACACCAGGAUGACUAUCAGAAGAUGUGUCGAGAGUUUGGAUUGCGACCUCGAGAAAUCUCUGAAGCGACUUGGAUUUUUCUUGCCGCGGGCUUCAGCUUUCUGGGCCGCAACCGUGACCUGAGCUUGGAUAAGAUCCGGAGUAUAGGCUUCACGGAGGAGUAUCCGGUCGCAGAUGGGUAUUUUCGCGUGUUUGACCGUCUAGUUCAGGAAAGCAUUAUUCCCAGCAAGAAAGUCUGGGCUCGAUAG